Chlamydomonas reinhardtii is the source of this 6728-nucleotide messenger RNA. RefSeq lists its product as uncharacterized. The record is from RefSeq and is a predicted model, not a curated record. The transcript is spliced from 6 exons. Bases 229 to 5739 code for a protein of 1836 amino acids. Lineage: Eukaryota; Viridiplantae; Chlorophyta; Chlorophyceae; Chlamydomonadales; Chlamydomonadaceae.
GUUACAUACAUACAGAUACAACAUAGCUACGUCAACGCCUAGACCUUGACCUCGGCAACUGCGUUCUCGCUUCGUGCGUAGAUGCGGUUUUAGGCCAGGCCUUUUGAAAAUCAUGGACUACAUACAUUAUGAAGCUAUUCCACAAAAAGCCAAGCUGGGCUGAAAAAACCUGACAAACACGCCAUUCAGGCAGUGUCCGGACACAGCGCGCCUUCUGGAGGAGACAUCAUGGUGUCUUUAACAAGCCUGCUAGUGGCUUUUUUCUCCUGGCUGCUCACGGAACCCGACUGGGGCACUGUCAGCGGGUUUGCGCUCUUCAGUAGUGGGCUAACGUUGGUUACGGUAGCUGCCUACGUAAUCCUGAGCCUGCAAAAGCGCCGCGGUGGGACCCAGCACGUACAAAACCUUGCAGCGUCCAGCGACCUGGUCGCGGCUUGUGCGGCCUCCGGUUGUGCCGCCCCACUCUCAGCUGCAGUAGGGUCUGGGCAAGCGGCCCUAAUUGCGACUACUCUGGGUGUUGCAGCGAUAGUGCUGAGGCGGCAGCGGAAGCUGUCAACGUCAGGCAGCGGCGCUGCGCUGAUUCUGCACGACAGGGUACAGGCGUACAAGCGGUAUUACUCAGGCAGCCCAGGUGCCGGCAAGCCGCCUGUUGACCUCCUCAUGGCAGCCGAGCCCGAUGCGGCUGCCUGCCGAGCCCCUUGCUCCGACGGCGCCGCUUCAUUCUCCUUCCCUGUGCUGCCGCUGGCGCACCCACACACCCUCCAGCCGCCCGCCCGAGCCGCGCCGUCCGCCGGCGCCGCCGCGCGGGCUGCAUCCGGCGCCAAACGCACCUUCGCAUCCGCAGCCAGCAGCUGCUGCGGCAACAGCGGCAGCAUAUCUGUGACCGCGGAGACGCUUUGUGACGUGCCCUUCAGCAGGAAAAGCGGCGGGGAGGCCUCAGGGACACGCGAUUGCCGGCGCUCGGCUGCGGCCUGUUCCGACGACGCCGCUGCAGCCACUGCGGCCCUAGAGCUGGCAUCCCAGGCUGGCGCCGCUCGCGUGGCAAUACCCAUCUCUGCAGCCGCCAGCAGUACAGCAUCCAUGGCCGCUGCCAUACCUGCCGCUUCUGCCGGGGCAGGUGUCUCGCCGGCGCCGCACACCCUGCAGCGGCCGGCACUGGCUGCGGCGCUGGCGGCUGACGGCGAGGCGGUACUGGCGAGCCGCCGGCAGCAGCCACUUCCGAACAUCACCCUGGUCAGCUCCAGGGCGGGCGCCGCCCUGGACGCAAAGCUCGCACACCACCAGAUGCCCAGCAUGGCGCACUACAACCAGGCUCUGCAGCUGACGCGGCAACUUGGGGGAGUGAUGGCCUACCCCUCGCCCUACGCCCGCGGCCGCAGCGCCUACAAGGUGCCGCGCGGAGAGCCCUGCGACGCCCCCGCCGGCUGGCGCGACCAGAUCCAGGAGGCCCUGGUGCACACAGCUGCGGGGCCGGCGCUGCGGAGCCCUGGCAACGACGGCCCCGACGCGAGCGAGCGUGUCGCCGGCUUAGUCGGGGAGGGCAGUGAGCAGGCUUCGGCGACCCCGGGCUCCGGCAGGCUUAGGCUUGAUGCCGCCUACCUGCGGCGCGGGUGCAUUCUGGUGGUGCUUGAGUACAGCCUGCGGCGCGCCCGCAGCGGCCUGCUGCUGCCCAGCUGCCGCCUGCGGCAACCGCAGCAGCAGGGGCACCAGGAUGGCAGGGCUGGCGGAAUGGGCGCGCAGUCGCCGGGCGCCGGGCCCCAGCAGGAGAUGCGGGCAGCGGCUAAUGCAGGGGAGGUGGAGGAAGAGAGCGCGGCUCAGGUGGUGUUGUGGGCUGGCGGUGGUGGCAGCGGCGGCGAUGCGCUUGCGGCAUGGCAGGCGCCGGCGCUGUCCCAGCAGCAGCUGACGGCGGCGUUUGGGUUGGAGCUGGUCCCUGCUGACGCGCUGGUGGUGCACUCUGAAGCAGGCGGCGGCGCCCGCACCAGCGCUGGCGACGGAAUGCCUGCGACAGUGGGUGACGGCGUCCCCGUCAUCCUGGCACAGCACUAUACCGGACCCACUGGCAGCGAGGCCCAGUGGCGGCCGCGUCCUCAGCCGCAUCCGUCGACAGCAGCAGUGCCAGCAGAGGACGCGGGGCUUGCCGGUGAGGAGGCGCGUGGGAGCGGUUACAAUAUGUCGGAAGGCGAGCAGCCAGCGCCUGCUUUGGCGCUGCUAGGCGCCGGCCCAUGCAUCUUAGCGACACGGCCGGGGCAGCCGCCUGUGCAGCUGGUCGCGCUAGCACGUGGCGUCGUCGCCGCAGGCGCAGGCGCUGUGGGCGCGGGGGCAAAGCGGCCGCAGGUGCUUGCGCGGUACGGCGGGACGGCGCAGCCGCCUGCGCGCUGCGCCGUGAGCGCUGUGGGCCCUCCUGUCGCAGACGCGGCCGUCAGUGGCGCAGGCGCAGGCGCGGGUGACGACCUGGUGGAGGAUGCCAUGCUGCGGUCACACCCCGCAACCACGCCUGGAUACAGCCAUCGCUUGCGUGGCGCGAGCGCGCCAGCACACAGCACUCCGGGCGAUUUGCUGCAGCCGACGACAGCGACGGCGACAGCGGCGGCGUCGACGGUGCAUGUGGCGUAUGACGGAGGCGCCGCAGAGCAGGCCCCGGACGUGUGUAGCCUGCAGGUCACGCUGACGCCCUGCCCCAGCCCAGGACUGCUGCUGCUCGAGGUGGAGCUGGAUCCAGAGCGCGAUGCCGCUGCGGGUCCAGGGCGCGCGGCUGCGGCGCCGCUGCUUUCACCCGUGCUGCCGCUGGUGGUCAUCGACAACGUGGCGGUACAGAUGGAGAUUAAUGCCCUUGCUGCCGCAGCCGCGGCUGCUGCCAGCCCCUCUACGAUGGCUGGCGUGCAGCAUGACGGUAGCCCCGCCGCCGCUGCGGCAGUGGCGCCAGAGCCCGCAGCUGCCGCCUUCGCGGCUGCGUCGCUGCCAGGCUGGUUCUGCAGCUUUCUGUACGACUUUGGCAGCUUCCUGGACCUGCUUCGCACCUGCCGAACCGCUGGCCUGGCAUCACCUGAAGCCGCGGCGGCCGAGGGGGGCGGCGGCGGCGGUGGCGGCCGCGGUGGGCGUGCGUGUGUGGUCGACACGUCAGUAGCAAGCUGGCUGGUUGGCCAGGAGGGCGAGGCGGCCGGGCCAGAUGACGCCGGCACCGAGGCAAGGGACGGCGCCGACGCUUCGCCUUUCAGCCGCCUCAUCCGCUGCGCCGGCGAGCGCUUGGACGCAGCCGACGAGGGGUCCCAGGGCGGCGGCGACCUGCCCGUGGAGGAGGAGGAGCGGGAGGAUCCCCAGGGCGGCGGUGCCCUGCAGGUGGAGGAGGAGGCAGGGGCUGUGGCGGGGCUGAGCGGCGGGCCGCAAGCCGGCCGGCGGUCGUGGCUGGCGCCCGCCACGACGGAUGGCGGCUCUUCCUGGCUGUCAUCUGCUAUUGGGGACAGAGACGUGGGCGCGGAUGAGGGCCACGCGCAGUUGCCCAGCGGAGACCUGCUGCCGCCGCAGCAGCAGCUGCCGCCGCAGCAGCCGCAGCUGCGUCAGCCUCUAGAGGCAGGAAUGCAGGCAGGCGGUGGCCAAGCAGCGCGCGCCGGGCCUGGAGGCGACGUGCACGCCCCGCGCGGGCAGGCAGCGCGCGAGCCGCACCUCUGGCUUGACGGUUGCGCUGCUGCGAAGCCAGCACCCACAGCUGCGCCCACUGCCGCCGCUGUGGCCGAUGCCGGCGAGCUCUUGUAUGUGGCAGCCGGCAUUGCGGCCUAUGCCUGCCGCCAGGGCCUGGCGGCGACGCUCUCCUACGUGCUGGACGCUGUGCGUGGCCUCGGGCACGAGCUCCUGGCUGCGGCCGCAUUGCAAGAGCUCCAGCGCAAGCCCGCAGUCUCACCCGCGGGUGCGGGCUGCAGGACGGGGGGCCCUGAGUGCGUGCAGCUGGACGAAGCGCCGGAGGUCACCCGGUCAGUGGGUGCGGAGAUGCUGUCGCACUCGCCGCUGCUGCUCCUGGAUGCGGCGGUGGCGGCGCAGUGGGGUGGCCUGGGCCUUGGGCACCUGGCCAUGCAGAGCGGCAGCACCGACGUUCUCACAACCUUGCUCAUGCAUGCACGCGAGCCCGGCGGCGGCGGCGCCGCUGCCGCCGCCGCAGGCGCCGGCCGGGCGGCGCCGGCAGCCAACGCCGUCGCCGCCGUCGGGCCCGGCCGGGAUGGCGACUGGCUGCAGCUGGCAGCGCUGAGUGAGUGUACGGCGCUGUUCGUACGGCCAGGGCCGGGCGGCCUGACGCCGCUGCACUUGGCGGCGCUGCUGCAGGACCGGCCCGUGGGCCACGAGGCGGCGCAGCUGUUGCUGAGCCUGUGCCCGCUGGCGGCGCACGCGUGGUUUGAGGCGCGCGACGGCGGCGGACGCAGCGCUGCCGAGUACGCCCAGAGCGCAGGCGCGGCCGAGCUGAAUGAGCAGUGCCGCGAGCUUCUGGGAAUGGAGGCUUUGGAGGCCCAGGCCUUGGGUGAUGCGGGCGGCGCGGUACACGUCCUGACCGUCGCUGCGCUGGCCACGGCCCGGGCUCUGGCCGCACGCACCUCGGCGCUGAUGCUGCUGGAGGCGGAGCUGCCGCUGCUGCAAAGCCCGGCGCAGCUGCAGCUGCAUCGGGCUUCGGCGACCUCGUCCGCCGCGCUGUCCAGCGCGCGGCAGCAGGGCAGUGACGCCUCGUCUCAGGCUUCGCGCAGUAGCUUAGAGGAGGCACCCGCCGCGGCCGCCGGCUUUCAGCGGCAACAGCACAUGCAAGUGCAGGGACAGGCAGAGCGGGCAGAGCCUGCCAGGCCGCUGCCGGCAGCGGCCCCGCAGCUUGCUAAGGGCGCUGCGCCGCUGCCGCCGCCACUGCUGCCGCCACGCCAGUUGCCACUGGCGAUGCGGCUGAGCCAGCGGCUGCUGGCGGCCGCCGCCACGACGCCCUGGGCGGCGCCGUUCAGAGGCUUUGCCGACGUGCAGCUGGAAGCCGCGUUCCAGCAGUGGGCGGGCGUUUUGUCGCUGUCGCGCAACCAGCUGCACAUCGGCUUCCAAGUGCUCUUCAUCACCUCCAACACCUACAAGGCGCUGUGCGUUGAGGGCCUGCGCGGUCUGCCGCUGCUAAUCGCGCUGGGUCCCAGUGUCAACAUCCUGGGCCCGCUGGCGGUGGCGCUGUGGCGGCUGCGCGGCGGGUUGCGUCACGACCUGGCGCUGGCGGCGGCCACAGCGACCCGCAACGCCUUUGUGGCGGCGUCACACCUGCUGCCGCUGCCGCACCCUCAGACGUUCGAGGUGGCGGACGUGGUGAUGCAGGAGGCGCUGACGGGGCUGCACAACUGCGUCACCCUGCCCAUCAUGGAGCAGCUUAGCACGCCCGCCGUGGUGCUGCUCACGGUUGUCGGCAACCGGGUGAUGGAGGCGGUCUUGCUGCACGCCCACGGCGUGCGGGGCUGGGCGCUGCUGGCAACGCUGGCCGGCCGCACCGUCGCCAGCCUGGUCAUGUGGUACGCGCUGGCCGUCUGGUCGCGCGUCAGCUUCAUGGCGGGCAUCGCGCGCCGCCGCCGGGCGGCGGUCCCCAAUGACACGGCGCCGACUGCAGUGGCGGCGGGUGAUACUGGCGGUGGCGGCGCGGCGCGGCCCGUGACGUUGGCGGGCAUGCUUGCGGGUCCUAGCACCGCAGACGGAUACCAGUUUGCCCAGGGGAGUGUUGACCAGGUGGACAAGAAAGUCAACUAAGAUGAGGCUUUAUCAACAUCAACAACAAACUCGUAGCCGCUCGUAAACAUGCGAGGUGGUACCCCUCAGAAGUAUGAUAUGCGUGUGCAUACGGACAGGAGGCGCAGCGCUUACGUGUUAUUUCUUCAUUCGCUUUCCACUGUGGCGUCCUGUGGUCAACACGGCCAAGUCGAACAGCUAAACUAUCGGAUGCUUGUGUUAUAACGCGGCAGUAUAAGGGAUUCGUAUACCUGGCCAUGAUGAACUCAUGUCCAAAGUCACCUGUUUGGUAGCCGGAAUGAUAGAUGGUAAUAUCGUACACUGGUCUGGCACGCGGUGGUCUGGCACGAUGUGGUAUCUCAUGUCAGUGGUCACCACAGCUUUGGAAGUUUGGCUUAUGGACUCGCAAGCUGCUUUAGGGGCGCCCAUGUCCGUUUUGAUGUUAUGGCAGAAUGGGGUCAAGUGAUGGCGAAGUGAUGCGAUGCUGAAGCAGUUCCUGACCACGGCGCUUGCUGCUGCUAAUUGGUACGAUGGGGACAGCGGCCGCAAACGUGCGUGUAAGCACGUAAGGAAUUGCAAGGAUGCAUGGCAAGAGGUAGUGCAGGUAUGGAACGGGGAUUUGAUACUUCGUGUGCAGGUCAGCACCUUGCAGCUUGUGAUUGGAUGCCGGCCGGUAUGUGUUGGGACAGGGCGCCUCUGUUUUGGCAGACCGGACACGCACACUUCACUAGCGCACUGGCGUUGUACGGUACGGCCGGAAGACUUGCAGCUUAGUUGGGGUUUGCUGAGUUGCGUGAGCUUCGACACCUGAAGAUGUUGAUAGGCUGCACAAUGUGUGCCUGCUAGACAUAGCUAGAACAUGCAGGCACCAAGAGCCCACCCCCUACCAGAGCAGCCAUCUUCUUGUCUUAUAACAUGCUAACAGCACUGCGUGGCACUAAGGCUACGGCAGCCACGUGGCGGAACAGGUGCAGCAGGGUGCAGUUCUCGUAUCUAAGCAAUUGAUCCAG